AUGUCUUGCUGCUGUCGAACAGCCCCUACCGCAGUCUCAGACGCAGCCAUCUUCGUCCUGCUGCCAUGCGUUCCCUUCCUCUUCUACGACGUUGUCCAGGUCUCCUUCCACUUCCGCGAGUUCACGCCCAUCAGCCAGGCCACGCACAUUCUGUACAUUUGCUCGACCGGUUGCGGAACUCUCGGCGCCGUCCUCGCGCUCGCCGGUCGCGGCCGGUCGCGACUUCCGCCUCGAGUACCGCUCCUUCGGACUGCCAUGUGGGUCGCAAUGCUCGGCACGCUCCUCACGCUCGUAUGGAUCCCGAUGUAUUGCUACGCGACGGCGAACAGUGUCUCGCUCGAAAGCAAGAUUAUCAGCAUCGGCACUAUCCUCCUUCUCAUGCUCCCCAUCUACCUCUUCACCCUCGUCUGGCUCGUCUACGCCCUCCACCACCUCAUCCUUGAUGUCCUCACAAAGCCGCGCCCUGAAGGCUCGUCACAAGCUCUGCUUGACGACGCAGAAACGGGUUCGUCUGUCCCGCUCGCGCUGGAAAGAUCUGUCCCGCACGGACGUGCGAGGAGGGGGAGCAGGCGGACGACGGUUGGUAGUGGCGCAAGGCCGAAGGAGGAACGGAAGGAGAGGUGGAGCGAGGACGAGUCUAGCGGGAGCGAGCGAGGGCGGUACUAG
This is a messenger RNA of Rhodotorula toruloides NP11, 666 nucleotides long. RefSeq lists its product as uncharacterized. The transcript has 4 exons. The record is from RefSeq and is a predicted model, not a curated record. The coding region runs from base 1 to 666 and encodes 221 amino acids. NCBI's taxonomy places the organism in Eukaryota, Fungi, Basidiomycota, Microbotryomycetes, Sporidiobolales, Sporidiobolaceae.